GCUUGGCUCGUAAGGCACGACACAUUUUCACGCGUGCGUUAGGUGCUUGAGCUUAGAGGAUAUUCCUCGUGGAAGAAACAACGCGAACGAUGUGGAAAACGCUUCGGAACGAGAGCAGCAGGGACAGCCGGAAGCACGAGCAAAGACGGACAAGUGCGCGCCUCGACAUGGCGUUCGCCUUCGAGUCGCAACCGAAGAAAACGAGCGCUCGCGCUGCCUCUCCUCGCCUCGCGUGCUCGCUGCUAUAUAAUCCGAGGAAAUUAUUUUAAUGGGAGGCUAAGGGGCUUUCUACGUAAGGGGACAUUGGACGUGUAUCAAGAUGAUCAGGGUAAAAAACUGAUUGUUUGAUUGACAUCUGGGUGUGUCUCUGAUUGUGCAGGAUGCGGGCAAUCAUAAAAAAUAUAGAUCUACUAUAUUAACAUUAUUAGUACAAUAAUACUUCUUCUUUUACCAUGGUCGUCGCCGCUCGAAUCGUUGUGCUGUGCUUAAGCAUCUAUGCUUAAGCGUUGCGAUUUUUCUUCGAAAUAUCGUAUUGAACGCCAUCAACGAGUGCGGCGAUGGCCCGCUGUACUAAAAUUCUAGGAAGUGCCUGUUAAAAAACAAGCCAGAGUCACUCGCGCCUUGACGAGCCUGCAGGAGGUGGCGAUCGCGUUCGGAGACGCUGCCGCGUCGCCCUUCUCGCAGCUUUCUGGUUAACUCAAUAAAGUCGUGGGAUCCACCAAUUCUUCUUUUUUAUUUUUAAGCGAUAAAUCGGUGCGCUUUUUUUUUAAGUCUCGAAUCCUAUCAAUUCAGUGUGUCACCUGGUCGUCAUAGAUAAGCUAUCUGCCUUACGUACCAGAUUAAAUUGGGCCUAUCUAUAGUGGAAUAUUCCGAUAACCUCAUUGCGAUGGAAACAUCCCAUGGUGAUAGUUUUAAUUCGUGUAAAUGUUUUUUUCAUCGGCGGAUGUGAAUUCUCGGAAUUUCGUUACGACUGUAAUAAGCUUACGGGCAUUCGUAAAUUCAAAUUUGCUGCCAAUAGAAUUGAUUAUUUUUAACACCGACGUGGUCUGCCAUCUGCCGUCUUAUGAUGCAAACCUGACAACAAGACGGCAAGAUUUUAAAGGUUAUGGCCACUUGUGUAUAUAUCGCCCAACGUCCAUAGAUCAUAAUGAUAUUGCCAAACGUUACACGAGAUAUUGUACCUUGUGAUCAAUUUCCUCGAUAUUUUAUGCAAAAUUCUGAUAUUAAAAGAACAACGAUUAGUUACUAUAGAUAAAAGUGAUUGAAAUUGAUUCAGUGAACAAUGGAUGACGAAGCGGAAACGUACAAGCUCUGGAGAAUUCGUAAGACAGUAAUGCAGCUAUGUCAUGACAGAGGUUAUCUUGUCACCCAAGAUGAAUUGGAUCAAACUCUCGAGCAGUUCAAGGAACAAUUUGGUGACAAACCCAGUGAGAAACGACCGGCUAGAAGUGAUUUGAUCGUUUUAGUCGCUCACAAUGACGAUCCUACUGACCAGUUAUUUGUCUUCUUCCCGGAUGAACCUAAAAUUGGUAUCAAAACAAUUAAGACUUACUGCCAGCGGAUGCAAGAAGAAAAGAUUCACAGAGCGAUUAUUGUAGUUCAGUUGGGAAUGACACCAUCGGCCAAACAAUCACUGGUUGACAUGGCACCUAAAUACAUUCUGGAACAAUUUUUGGAGUCUGAACUGUUGAUCAAUAUCACUGAACACGAAUUAGUACCCGAACACAUAGUUUUGACUCCAGACGAAAAGGAGGAAUUAUUAAACAGAUAUAAACUGAAAGAGAAUCAACUUAUGCGUAUCCAAGCAAAUGAUCCAGUAUCCAGAUACUUUGGUUUGAAAAGAGGACAAGUUGUGAAGAUUAUCAGACCUUCAGAAACUGCUGGACGAUAUAUCUCUUAUAGGCUGGUGUGUUAAUGACAUAAAAUAUCAGAAAAAAGAUCUAAAUACUUUUGUAAUAUUGAAAAGUAAAACUUACUUUGAACUUUAAUGCAUAAGACUUGUGGGUAUAGUUCAUUGUAUUAGAAAGAUUAAUUUAUAGAUAAGAUUCACAUUCAUGUUCUUUGUAAAAUACGUUGUUUAAAGUAAAUGAUUAAAAUAAUA
Phymastichus coffea is the source of this 2101-nucleotide messenger RNA. It is a transcript of the gene Rpb5, whose product is annotated as DNA-directed RNA polymerases I, II, and III subunit RPABC1. Lineage: Eukaryota; Metazoa; Arthropoda; Insecta; Hymenoptera; Eulophidae. The record is from RefSeq and is a predicted model, not a curated record. The transcript has 2 exons. Gene Ontology annotation, biological process: DNA-templated transcription. Gene Ontology annotation, molecular function: DNA binding; DNA-directed RNA polymerase activity. Gene Ontology annotation, cellular component: RNA polymerase III complex; RNA polymerase II, core complex; RNA polymerase I complex. The coding region runs from base 1283 to 1915 and encodes 210 amino acids.